AUGAAUACUCUUACUGUUGGAAGUUUAAUAAAUAUAAAAAGAAGAGAUGGCAGAAUUCAGGAGGCAAUAGUAUCAUGUAUUGAUCAAGAACUAAAUUGUGCCAAAGUAGAGUGGCUAGAAAAUGGAGAGUCCAAAGGCAAGGAUGUACAUUUUGCUAACAUUAUGACACUGAAUCCAAACAUACAAAUACUCAAAACAUCUACUGCAACAAGAGAAAAGUUUACUACAAGUAAAGUGGCUGAUGAUAGUUUCUCAAACAAAAGUAAAAGAAAAUUUUCAGCUUUUAGUAAAGAUUCUAGGGUUCAUUCUGCCAAACCAAGGUUAAUAUAUAAUAGUAUUAUAAACUCUAGACAAACCAGUGAAGUAUCAGUUGAUAGUAAACUAAUAAAUAGUAAAACAACUCGUUCUGCUAUAGAGUAUAGUGGUAAAGUUAAAGAAAGUGCUACUGUAAAAAAACUAAGUAAACUUGAAAAAGACCGCCUAGAAAGAAGAAAAAAGCAUGCUGAAGUUAAAGCAGAAAAGGAAGCAAUAGUGAAAAAGAAUCAACACAAUCCCCAUUGGGAACUAGGUAAUAUGAUUAUAGAGUACAGGAAUAAAAUUGAAUUCAAACCUUUAUCUUCCAAAGAUAACAAUAUUGAGGACCAUUUAAUAACUGUUGCUGUUAGGAAGAGACCUUUAAAUGGUAGUGAUUUAAUGAAGAAGGAAAUUGAUAUAGUAACAAUUCCAAAUAAAAACCAACUUAUAAUUCAUGAGCCAAAAUUUAAGGUAGAUCUCACUAGAUAUCUUGAAAACCAUGUAUUUACAUUUGAUUAUGCUUUCAACGAAAACUGUUCAAAUUUUAUGGUUUAUAAAUACACAGCUCAACCACUUGUUAAGACAGUAUUUGAAGGAGGUUUUGCUACAUGUUUUGCAUAUGGUCAAACUGGUUCUGGAAAGACAUAUACAAUGAGUGGUAAUUUAACCGAUGCCAAUCAAAAAGGUAUUUAUGCUCUAACUGCAGCUGACAUUUUUAGAGACAUAAAUUCAGCCAAGUACAGAAAUUUGGGUUUAAGUGUAUCUUGUAGUUUCUUUGAAAUAUAUGUCAAAAAAAUUUCAGACUUAUUAAAUAAUAAAAGAACUCUUAAAAUACUCGAAGAUGGUAAACAACAAGUUCAAGUAGUAGGAUUGACAGAACAUAGUGUUUCUUCUGUACAAGAAGUGUUACAAUUAAUUAAAAUAGGAAAUGAAGUGAGAGCCUCUGGACAAACAUCUGCAAAUGCCAAUUCUUCCCGAUCCCACGCAAUAUUUCAGAUUUAUUUAAGAAGAAACUCUAACCUGAAAAAAAUUCAUGGGAAAUUUUCUUUAAUAGAUCUUGCAGGGAAUGAACGUGGUGCAGACACAUUUUCUUCUUCAAAAUUGACUAGAUUGGAAGGUUCUGAAAUAAACCAAUCAUUACUUUCACUUAAAGAAUGUAUACGAGCAUUAGGCAGAAAAGGAGCACAUCUUCCUUUCAGAGCUUCUAAACUAACACAAGUACUAAGGGAUUCAUUUGUUGGUGUCAACUCAAAAACUUGCAUGAUUGCUAUGGUUUCUCCAGAUGUUAGUUCAUGUGAAAACACUUUAAAUACACUUAGAUAUGCUGAUAGAGUCAAGGAACUAGGAGGAGAUACAAUUACACCUAAGCCAACAGGGGCCACUGACUAUAACUCAAAUUCCACCAGCUUUAACAAUAUGGACAACUCACAUGUGCCUGUACAACAAAUUACCUCAAGCAUUGUUAAUCAGACAAAAAUGAAGAAUGAAAUAAAUAAUCUUCAAAAAGAGUUUGUUGAAAAGGUUCAAGAUAUUGUCAAGUCAUCAAAUAGCAAUUUGGACAAUUAUACUCAUGUUUUUAACAUUGUUAAUUCUUUAAAUGAAGAAGUACUUAAAGAAAUUGAAUCAUUGCUUCCGAAAAUUCAAAAUGAUUCCCAAAUUCAAGCAACCGUUAUCAUUUCUGGAAAACCGGGAGUCUUCAUUGCAGGAGCAGAUGUUAACAUGCUGGAAACGUGGACCGAUGCCGAUGAAGGUUGUGGUGGCACACAACGACUCCCUCGGUUACUGUCUCUACCAAAUGCCAUGGACCUCAUUUUAACAGGAAAAGGGUUAAGAGCAGAUAAAGCGAAAAAGAUGGGCGUAUUGGAUCUUCUAGUCGACCCUUUGGGCCCCGGAUUGGAUUCUCCCGAAGCGAACACCUCAAAAUAUCUCGAAACAGUGGCUAUUGGCGUUGCUAAGGAUUUGGCAUCCGGAAAAUUGGUACCUAAAAGAGAAAAAAGCCUAACAGAUAAAAUCUUAGCGUAUGCGUUGCAAUUCAAUUUUGUCAAAGAUCAAGUAUUUAGUAAAGCUAAAAAGCAAGUAAUGAAACAGACUCAGGGAUUAUAUCCAGCACCUUUAAAGGCACUGGAAGUUUUACGCACUAGUUUAGACAAAGGUGAAACCGUUGGAUUCAAAGAAGAAGCUCGGGCUUUUGGACAACUCGCAAUUACACCCGAAUGUAAAGGACUGAUAAGUUUGUUUAAGGGACAGACGCAAUGCAAAAAGAACCGUUUUGGUAAGCCAAAUAAAGAGGUUAAGACUGUCGGAGUUUUAGGGGCUGGUUUGAUGGGGGCCGGUAUUGCGCAAGUAACAAUUGAUAAAGGUAUUCAAGUUGCCCUAAAGGAUUCCAAUAGCGCAGGUCUAGCUCGAGGAGUUAAUCAAAUAUAUACCGGUAUAAAUGGUGCUGUAAAAAGGAAAAGAAUAAUAGGAUUGGAAAGAGAUAAAUUCAUGUCAAAUUUAAACCCCACUUUGAGUUACGACGCAUUUAAACAAGUUGAUGUUGUUAUCGAAGCAGUAUUUGAAGAUAUUAAUAUUAAACACAAAGUUCUUAAAGAAGUAGAAGCUGUCGUUAAGCCUGAUUGCAUAUUCGCCACUAAUACGAGCGCUUUACCUAUUUCGCAAAUUGCAGUUGCAUCCAAGAGGCCAGAAAAUAGUACACUCGAGUUCACACAAAAACUUGCAGCUCUACAUGUAUUAAAUAACUGUCCAAUGUGUAUGCAUUACUUCUCCCCAGUAGAUAAAAUGCAGCUGCUGGAAAUCAUCACGACCGAUAAAACAAGCAAAGAAGCUACUGCCAUCGCAGUCGACAUAGGUCUUAAGCAGGGAAAAGUAGUCAUCACUGUUGGUGAUGGUCCCGGUUUCUACACAACCAGAAUUUUAUCCGCCAUGAUGGCUGAAAGUAUAAGACUGUUACAAGAAGGCGUGGAUCCUAAAGAUCUAGACUCCCUUACCAAGAAGUUUGGCUUCCCUGUAGGUGCCGCUACCUUAGCAGAUGAAGUCGGUUUAGAUGUAGCUGCUCAUAUUGGGCCUAAUUUAGCACAGGCUUUUGGAGAAAGAUUUUCUGGAGGCGACUUGGGCGUAAUGAGAGAUAUUGUUCAAGCCGGCUUCUUGGGCAGAAAAUCCGGAAAAGGCGUUUAUAUAUACGAAAAAGGAAGUAAAAACCGCGAUGUUAACGCCGAAGCACUAGAAAUAGUAAAGAAAUAUUCCUUGGAGCCUCGAGGAUCGUUUGAAGAUGAAGACAAAACUUUGAGGAUGGUUACAAGAUUUGUAAAUGAAGCUGUCCUAUGCUUAGAAGAAAAAAUUCUCGCUAAUCCAUUAGAAGGAGAUAUCGGUGCAGUAUUCGGUCUGGGAUUCCCACCAUUCACCGGAGGUCCCUUCAGAUGGGUCGACCAAUACGGUGCAGCCAAACUAGUAUCUAAAAUGGAGAACUUCGAACGUUCCUACGGACUUCCUUUUAAACCUGCUCAAACUCUUAUUGAUAUGGCUAAGGACCCCAGCAAGAAGUUCCAUCCUAAAACAGCAACAUAAGUGUUAUAUUGUUCAACGUGCCUUUUUCUAUAAAACUUUUGUUCGGUAUUUAGAAUAUGUUUAUCAAGUUCAUUGUUUUAAUUAGGGAUUAUUUUUUAUAUGAUAGUCUCAAAAGUAAUUUUUAUAAAUAUAAUAAAUAAGUACUCUCUGUAAAUACAUAAUAUAUUUUCAUAAAGUUUUUUCUGUGUAUAAAUUAUUUUUCCAACCCUUAUA
Messenger RNA from Diabrotica balteata, 4071 nucleotides. Lineage: Eukaryota; Metazoa; Arthropoda; Insecta; Coleoptera; Chrysomelidae. The record is from the annotation of a GenBank genome assembly.